Molecule: messenger RNA, 555 nt
Organism: Paracoccidioides lutzii Pb01
Exons: 1
Coding region: 1-555 (184 amino acids)
Source: RefSeq, a predicted model, not a curated record
AUGCACCGUUUGAAAUGGUCCCUGAGAAACCAGCUUGACUUUUCCUAUUUCAAAGACAGGCCUGAAUUCCGGGAUGAGUUUGGCGGUGGCAUCUACGGGCGGCCGGAGGAUUUGAUAAGUGAGCGGUCCCACACGCCAAGGAGCUUUUUUAAUGAUUUGGAUACGCCGGCUUCCUCGCGAUCGCCAUCGCCUGUUCGUGCCUCACGGCUGAGCAUUGGCGGCGGAGAAGUGCCGGAAGAUGGAACAAACCCUCAUGGGCACGCGAGGACGCCUGAGAGCAAGACUAUGCCGGUAGUUCCUAGAAUGGCACGGCCCCCUUUGAGUCGGCAGGGGACGUCGGAGGGCCAGAUACGGCCGUUCUACAACAUGUCGAAUAACGAGAGCGAAAAUCACCUUCUCAACAACAUCGAGACUCCACCUGUUCGAUCAUCCACUGAUAUUGCGUCGUAUGAUCGAUGGGGGUCGAAUCGUACUGGUACUUCUCAUGGACCACCUGCGACGCGCCGGGGUCAUGAAGAUACGUCUUAUGAGGAGUAUCGUGGCGUACUGUAUUAA